Helianthus annuus (common sunflower) is the source of this 1065-nucleotide messenger RNA. Its product is annotated as nudix hydrolase 14, chloroplastic. Gene Ontology annotation, biological process: ribose phosphate metabolic process; nucleoside phosphate metabolic process. Lineage: Eukaryota; Viridiplantae; Streptophyta; Magnoliopsida; Asterales; Asteraceae. The coding region runs from base 235 to 963 and encodes 242 amino acids. Gene Ontology annotation, molecular function: ADP-glucose pyrophosphatase activity; ADP-ribose pyrophosphatase activity. The record is from RefSeq and is a predicted model, not a curated record. The transcript is spliced from 5 exons.
AAGCUUGGGAAGGGCAGUGCAAAACGAUGACGGUUUGGAGUAAAUGCUCCGCCUCCAUCUCUAUUCUCUCCCUCUCCCGAAUCAACAAAUUACCUCCGAUUCAAAAUCUCAGCAGCAGAAGAUUCUCUGCACAAAUGUCAACCGCCUCAUCGCCGUUCCAAAUCACUCACUCUAUAACGCUGCCGACUCAACCUACCGAACCGGUCACUGUUGUUGCUGCACCUGGUGUUUCCGAUGCCGAUUUCAGAUAAAUUCUGCAGGAAUGCUAUUGGUUGCUCGUUAUUCGAGCAGUGGCUAAAGAAUAUUCAAAGUGAGAAAGGGCUCCUUGCAGAUGGAUCUUUGUCUUUAAGACAAGUGCUCAUUCAGGGGAUAGACAUGUUUGGCAAGCGUGUUGGCUUUCUUAAAUUUAAAGCAGAUGUCAUUGAUAAGGAAACGGGACAAAAGGUUCCAGGUAUUGUUUUUGCAAGAGGCCCAGCUGUAGCUGUUCUAAUCCUACUGGAAUCCGAAGGGAAAACCUAUACUGUGCUUACGGAGCAGGUUAGGGUACCUGUUGGGAGGCCAGUUUUGGAGCUGCCGGCUGGAAUGUUAGAUGACAAUGUCGGUGAUAUUUUUGGUACAGCUUUACGUGAGGUCGAAGAAGAGACUGGAAUUCAGUUAAAACUAGACGACAUGGUCGAUCUCACAUUGUUUCUAGACCCUUCCACCGGGAACAAAGUUAUCCCCUCGCCAGGUGGAUGUGAUGAGGAACUUAGUUUACUUCUGUACAGAGGAAGCGUAGGUGCAGAUGUUAUUAAACAGCUGCAAGGAAAAGAAACCGGGCUCAGGGAACACGGCGAGCUGAUCAAAGUGCACGUGGUUCCUUACGACACACUUUGGCAUAUGACUCCUGAUGCUAAAGUAUUAAUGUCAAUCGCCAUAUAUGAAAUGGCUAAAAAAGAAGGCUUGCUGCCUCACAAAAACUGAUUUGCGGGUUUGUUUUUUUAAAGCCUGAUGUAAUUUACUUUGGCAAUUGGUAAUAACAUCUGUAAUUGAGAGUUUGUGUAAUCACGGAUUCUUCCUUUGAAA